Molecule: messenger RNA, 136 nt
Organism: Racocetra persica
Lineage: Eukaryota; Fungi; Glomeromycota; Glomeromycetes; Diversisporales; Gigasporaceae
Source: the annotation of a GenBank genome assembly
UGAUAUUGAUGAAGUAGACAGACCAAUCCUGAAUUAUAGGGUUGAGGUUAAAGAUGCUGGUAAAAUUAAUAGUGAAAUAAUUUCACACUAUAUUGGUAAAAUUAAUUUCACCGAUAUCUCAUUAAAGCUCUAUUAG